Messenger RNA from Stylophora pistillata, 6282 nucleotides. Its product is annotated as histone demethylase UTY. Lineage: Eukaryota; Metazoa; Cnidaria; Anthozoa; Scleractinia; Pocilloporidae. Gene Ontology annotation, molecular function: chromatin DNA binding; protein binding; RNA polymerase II cis-regulatory region sequence-specific DNA binding. The record is from RefSeq and is a predicted model, not a curated record. Gene Ontology annotation, biological process: regulation of gene expression. Gene Ontology annotation, cellular component: MLL3/4 complex.
CUACCCCUCCAGUGUAGACAAGUUUUCUUGCAUUUCAAUGAUUUUGACAAUGAAACCAUCGUUUCUUUGAUGCAGAAAUUUACGGAUUUAGACGCGAGAAGUGUGUGUUUGGUGGUUAUGGUUGCAUGCUUUGGCGAAAGGGACUGAAAAACUUAUGGUUCGCGGGAACGUUACCGGAGGACAGUUCGACCAUCUAUUUGGCCUUUUGUUUUUGUUGGAUGCUUGAAUUUUAGUUCUGUCACUUGCGUGGGGUAUUUGUAGGGCGAAACUGAUAAAGUUGGCGAACUUGGCCAGUAAUAUGCUCAAUGGUUUCCCAAGUGGAUGUCUUGAGCGAUCGAGAAAAGGAGAUUUUGUCGAAUUAUGACAGCCGAUUGUACGGAUUUUUGCGAAUUCAGGACCCAGUUGGAGAUCCAUCUUUGCCUGACCUGAACCACAAAUCGUUAUUGCUUAAGGGUGUAGCAUUUCUCGAGAAAGAAUUGCAACGAGAAGGGAAGUCAGUACAUCCCUCCACAUUCUGUAGACUGGGACACAUUCACCUGUUGCUUGACGACUUUCCUAAAGCGCUUUCAGCUUACCAAAGGUUCUUUAACGUUCAACAGGUCGAUUAUUGGAAGGAUGCAACAUUUCUUUAUGGCCUAGGGAUUGUUUAUUUUAAUUUCUCAGCAUAUCCCUGGGCAGUAAAGAUUUUUCAGCAAGUGUUGUACAUAGAUCCCAGCUUUAAUUGUUCCAAUGAAGUUCAUCUCAGACUGGGGAUCAUACUCAAAGAACAAGGAAGCUGUGAAGCUAGUAUUAAACAUUUUCAGAUGGCAUUAAUGGAUUCCAGUCCUUGUUCAUUAUCUAAAGUUGAAAUCCGCUUUCACCUGGGACACCUUUUCGAGAUGCAGAACAAGUGUGAUUUAGCACAGGAAAUGUACGAGACAAUCAUAGAGAGUCCUAACACACCUAAUGCUGUCAGGGCUAAUGCUUACAAACAAUUAGGAUGGAUGUAUUACAACAAAGAGCACCUGGGGGACAGAACAUCCAGAAUGGAAAAAGCUGUCCAGUUGUUACUGAAAGCUAUUGAGACAGAUCCAAACAGUGGUGCUGCAUGGUAUCUAAUUGGCAGGUGUUACGCCAUGCAAGGAAAAGUUCAUGAUGCCUUCACUUCAUACCGUCAUGCCAUUGAUAAGUCAGAGGCAAAUGCCGAUACAUGGUGCUCCAUAGGUGAUGCGAUUGCAUGUUACAGUGCUGCUAGGAAAUAUGGUGCAACUGAUAAUACAAUUGAGGCUCGAGUCAAGGCACUGCAAGCCCAGCUGGCUAUGAUGCCUCAGCAAGGGAAAGCACAAAAGAAGAAUAUUCCAUCUGUCGAUGAGGCUUGGCAGUUACCUAUUCCAGCAGAGCUUACAACAAGGACAAUAAGGAAUGCACAAGUAAAGCUAUUAACAAGUGCUCAGAUGCAAGGUCUACAGCAACAACAACUACAACAAAUAUACUUACAACAACAACAACAACAACAACAACAGGUUACAGAGCCAAACAAUGCACAGGCUCAUAGUGCAGUUCCUAUGGAGAAUGCAGUCAUGUAUUCUGGUAAAAAUAUGGCGAACCAUGUUUCUUUGCAGGACGGGAAGGGUGAAAAUCAUGAUGGACUUAAUCAAGCUUCUGUUCCUGCUUCAAGCUCAGGAGAAAACUGGUCUAAUGCAGUACAACCACAAAAUGGUCAAAUUUUGGUUUCGACAUGCUCUGAAAAUCAAUUUGCCAAAUCUACCGACAGUUUGACACAAACUGUUACAUCUAUCAUCGCAACUCAAGGAAUUACGCUUUCAUUACCUGGGCCGUUCUCGCAGUCAGAGUCAAUUUUCACCGAGGCGCACAGUAAUUCAACCGUUGCUGCCAUGGAAACCUCUCUUGCAGGGGGUGAUCCUAUGAUGGCAGUGACCGAAGAGCACAAUUCUAUAGCAGGGUCUAAUGCGUUAACGAUUACUUCUCCUCUUUCAAACUUUGUUUCAACGUCAUCUAAUGCUACAAUGUUUAAUUCGAGUGCUCCAAGUAGUGAAGGAACAAUUCUUCUUCAAGGUGAAUCUGGAACUACAGCAACUUGUGAACAAUCUUUAUCAAACGAAAUGCAUUCCGCUCUUUUGAAUGAAAUAAAUUGUACUGCUGAUGUGAAGCCAAGCCCGUUAACAGGAACGAGUGACCCCACACUUAGCAAUGGACCCAUGUCAACGUACACGGGAUUUCCAAGUUCAGCUGCCGGAGCAGCAAGUGGAUUAUCAACAAUUUCUCCUUUCUCACCCCCAAGUCAUUAUGUCAUGUCGCCAACACAAAAAUCGCCUUUUCACCCGACCGCAUCUCAGCUCUCCCCCAGUCUAACUCAACCUUUGUCUAUCAUCAACCCAAGCUGUUUAUCGCCAAGUUCAGGUCUACAGGGAGGGCAGUCUGCUUUCUCUCCAGCUUCUCUUAUUCCAACGGAUCUCUUAUCUCCAUCAAAACAACUCGCAGUCAUCUCGCCUAGCUCGUCAUCCAAGUCACCGUUCAACCUCAGCACGGGGGGUGAUAAUUUGGCUGUUCCAAAAUUGAACUUGCUGUUUGAUUCCAAUGCGUUACCGCACCCUCCAGACACUCCACUCCCUCCUCUUCCUACCGACAAGUUGUCGCCACAGACGCCAAGUAUUUAUGUUGAAAACAAGAAAGAUGCAUUUUCACCAGCACUUCAAAACUUGGUGCUGAGUAAUUCAAAUCCCAUCCUAGUGAUCAGAGGGUUAGCAGCGGCACUUAGAUUAGAUCUUAGUUUGUUUUCAACGAAGACUCUUGUUGAAACAAAUGGUGAACACCAAGUAGAAGUCAGGACACAGAGACUUCAAGCGUCAGACGAAAACUGGGAUGCUGCUGGUGAAAACAAGGUCUGGCUGUGUGAGAGCAGCAGGUCUUAUACAACCAUUGCAAAGUAUGCCCAGUAUCAGGCGAACUCGUUUCAAGAGUCUUUGAAGGAGGAGCAGGACAGACAAGCCGGAAUCAAAGAACCAUCGCAAUCAGACAGUGAUUCAUCGUCAAGCUCCAAGAAUCCUCCGCUCUAUUUGAAACCCAGAGAUAAAAUAAAUACCUCACUAACCUCGUUUUUCUCUGUCCGAACUGUGGUGAGUCCUGGGAACAUGUUAAGCCAUAUUGGUCAUACAAUUCUUGGCAUGAACUCAGUGCAGUUGUACAUGAAGAUACCCGGAUGCAGGACACCAGGUCAUCAAGAAAACAAUAAUUUUUACGCCAUAAAUAUCAACAUUGGACCGGGAGACUCGGAAUGGUUUGCAAUUCCAACCGAAUAUUGGGGCGUUUUGCACAACUUGUGUGAAAAGAAUAACGUCAAUUUUCUAACAGGCUCAUGGUGGCCCAUUCUGGAGGAACUCUACGAGGAGCGUGUUCCAGUGUACAGAUUCAUACAAAGGCCUGGUGACCUGGUCUGGCUUAGUCCUGGGGUGGUGCAUUGGGUGCAGUCGUCGGGCUGGUGUAACAAUAUUGCCUGGAAUGUCGGUCCUCUUACAGAGGAUAUGUACACAGCAGCCAUCGAAAGAUAUGAAUGGAACAAACUACAAGGUGAGAAGUCCAUUGUGGCUAUGCUGCACUUGUCAUGGAAUCUCGCUAGAAAUGUUAAAGUUACAGAAAGAAAGUUGUUUGAACACAUCAGAGUUGUGCUGGCCAGGUCACUUAGGUAUUGUCAGAUUACUGUGGAGAAACUAAAGCAUGCUGGUAUUGAUGUGGUGUGGCAUGGCAAAAGACAAAAUGAAGGAUCUCAUUACUGUGCCCAGUGCGAGGUGGAGGUUUUCAAUAUUCUGUUCGUGACAGGAACCAAGAAACACUCGGUCUAUUGUCAAGAUUGCGCUAGAAAGACCAGCGGUGAUCUUGCUGGAUUUACAGUUCUCAAUCAGUACAUGCUUGAGGAGCUGACUGAAGUGUACAAUAGUUUUAAAUUACAUGCGGUAACCCACCGCGCUGUGGACACUGUGCUAUCCCAGAAUCCUUCCCAGGCUGUUGGCUUGGUCGCUCACGGUGUCAGCAAUUUAGCGUAGUUAACGUUUUUUGAUACUUUUGCGUUUUCUGUUUUGUACAAAAGAGAGCUAUAUUUUCUAUAAUGAACAAAGCGUUAAAUUCAAGCAUCAAUCGAAUUCUCAUGCGAGCUGUACGAUAUUUAAUUUAGGUAAUGGAAGAUUAUAUUUGAAUUUUUCUGCCAGCUCAGCGCCGUGGCCGGUACAAUGAAUUCUAAAAAAAUCAGCACUUUCCUCCGUCAUUUGACAAUAAUACUUUCUCAUUGCAAGAUCCUAGAGGUUUAUGAGCACAUUUUUUGCACAUUUUUUUUUUCUUUUCCUUGUUAAGUUCAAUGAAGCGUCAUCUGUGCACGAUCAUUUCAAUGUUAAUCUUCCCAGGCUGUAGCGUGACUGUCUAAGCUUUAAGCUGUCUAAGCUUUAAGUUUUGAUGUCACUCAAAAAUCGUUUUCGUCACGUCGUGAACACGUGUCACGACUGCGUCAAGAAUCGCUCGUUUUUCUUAGUUAAUCUUAUUGGUUUUUCUUUCUGCUUUUUAAAUCAGCCUCUCUUAUUGAUUUCCAGGUCUUAAAUCAAAGACCUUGAAAGAAAUUUUUUACACCUAUUGCAUAAAAUUUCAAAAAAUCUUGAGGACUACUAAUUAUUGAAAUUCAAGCCGUCGUCAAAUUCUGGGUGUGAGAGGAUUCACCCCACCCCCUCCCCCCUCGUUUUCUCCUGUAAAUUGUAUUUUUGGCUCGGCCUAAAUAAGCCACCAUUCGUAUAAGCUAUCGUAAAUUGCAAGGAUAAUUUCGGUGGUACUCUGUUCGUCUUGUUAUACGUAACAAUCUCGUCUGUAAAUACUUGUCCUAUGGUAGACUGUCUCAGAAUAAUUGUACGCCGCAUUUUUUGUUUGUGCCAGACGAAGGAAUAGCAUCAUCUUACUUUGCAUAACUAGGUUUCCCUCUUUACUUGAACAAAAUAUACUGGUUAACCCUCUUGUUCCCAUCAUUGACCAGAAUGUGAAUUCCCCCCCCCCCCUAGAAUUUUCACGCACUUUCUGGCAAAAAGGUUUUGAGAACUGAGAAAAUUAUCAGCUCAUGGAGAUUGAUUGGAUGAAACACAAAAUUUUCUCAGGGUUUAUCAACAAAGAAAUUUAUGGGUAUCGCGUUGGAGAAUUAAAUUAUCGAUCAUGGGAGAGAGAGGGUUAAUGUUGCGUAGACAUCUUCACGAUCCCUCAGCGUUGCAUGUGAACUAUUUUAAAUAUGCGAUUUCCAAUCGUUCAUUUCAGUAAAAUUAGGUAGUGUAAGAAGAGUGAGAGUUUUAUGACGCUGCAACGCGUUGUGUUGCGUUGAAUUGGAAUCACUGUUAUGGUCAGUAAAGAGAAUUGUUGUAAAUUGUUUUGUAGAAUCUAACACUUUUUGCCAAAGCGUUCAUAGUGCACGCCUGCUAUGGCCUUUUUUCGGGCCAGAAACACAGCACCUUGCAGCAAUAAAACUGCAUCACUCUUCAUUCAAAUUCGGCUUCAUUUCUUUACCAAAAAAUGGAGCUGAAGAUCCAUUCCACGGUUAGUUAAACGUUAGCGUCAUUAGUUCUAACUUAAAACCAUGAGUUAUGUUUGUCAUUUUUACCACACGUUAAUGCACUUUUUAUCCAGUGAAAAUUUAUUCUGUAUCUCUGGUUAAUAUGCCUGUACAAUGAAUUAAUUUGGCAGCAUUCACUGUGUUAUAAAUUGCAUUAGUUGCACAAUAUUCAAUCUAGAUUGUUUUGUCUUGCAACUCCAAUUUUCUUAUAAUGAAUUUCAACUGAUGAACGUUGUUUGGCCAUUGUUACGUUUGUCGUUAGAGUGUUGCUCCUUUUACUCCCAAAGGCCUUGUGUUGUUUUGGAGAGGAUUUUAUAAGGGAGCUACACGAUUGUUCAUUAAAUCGUAGUGGCCAAACAGUUGAUUUGUUUCCUUUUCACCUUGUUAUGCACAACAGUGUGACGACCACACUACGUGAAAAUGCAAACGAAAGGGCAAAAACCACUUACGGAGUCAGUCGAACAGGUCUCGUGAAAAUUCACCAGGACCCUUGUAGUUGAAUAUCAAUGAUGUUUUUGGUUCCAAGAAUGAAACGACUCCUGUACUGUUAAGAUGUUAAGAAUUUUGUCUAAUUGAGGGUUCGAUCUAAACUGAAUAUGUGCAAUUCGCUUUUAAAUGACGCGUUUUCCCGGUUGUUAAACCAAUCAAAUGCGUUGCGCUGUGAUAUAUCGCCACAUUGUGGUGCAGAAUAAAGAUAUUUAUUUCCGUUA